AUAACGAAAAUGACUAAGGAGCAGCUGGAAGUGUACUCGGCAAAAUUGCUCGAGGAAAUGGAGCGUGAGAGAGAGGAGAGAAACUUUUUCCAGAUCGAGCGUGACAAAAUUCAAACCUUUUGGGAUAUCUCGAAGCAGCAGCUGAACGAGUCACGAACGACCAACAGAAUUUUGAGAAAGGAAGCGCAAGACUUCUCCAAAAAAUUCGAGCAAGAGUCCUUGCAAACGCGGAAAAAGCUGACGCACCUGGUGCACACGUAUCAAAAUGAAACGGCGAACAUUAAUAUCGAGAACAUGGUGUCAUUGAAAAAAUUUCAAAAUCAGUUUCUUCAAAAGAAAGCCGAGAUCGUCAGGCAGAACAACGAGAAUGUCAAGCUGCUAAACGAAAUGAAUCUUGCGAGCUUGAAUCAGUGUCAGGCGAUCAAGCUGCAGCAUCGCAAAACUCUGGAAAAAAUGAAGGACGAGUUCAAGCAGGAUGUCGUCGACAUUCAGAGAAAGUACGACGACAAGCUGAUGGCGUACCGAGAGCAGUUUUCGCUGAGGCAUAACAUGGAGAUAAUGGAGGUUGAAGAGCGCAAGAACGAACACGCGAGCACGUUGAUAAAAGAACAUGAGAGGGCUUUCGAAGAAUUGAAGUCUUUCUAUAACAAUAUUCUUCUUAACAAUCUGUCGGUUAUUGAUAAUUUGAAAAAAAAAUUCAGCUUGGUCAAGAAAAAUGAAAUGAAGAUGAUUGGCCAGUUGAAAGAUUUGAAGACUUAAGUGUCGCGCACAAAUAGGAUAUUGUCAAUUUUUUAUAGACUUGGUGUAAAACGUGUAAAUAAGGUACACGAUCACUCGAACUUGUUGAAUAAUCGGAUAACGUAAAUGAGCGAAAAAUAAUGGUCUUCCAGUGCAA
Molecule: messenger RNA, 895 nt
Organism: Phymastichus coffea
Lineage: Eukaryota; Metazoa; Arthropoda; Insecta; Hymenoptera; Eulophidae
Gene: Gas8
Product: dynein regulatory complex subunit 4
Exons: 1
Coding region: 10-759 (249 amino acids)
Biological process (GO): cell motility
Cellular component (GO): microtubule; Golgi apparatus; motile cilium
Molecular function (GO): small GTPase binding; microtubule binding
Source: RefSeq, a predicted model, not a curated record